Molecule: messenger RNA, 2085 nt
Organism: Linnemannia hyalina
Lineage: Eukaryota; Fungi; Mortierellomycota; Mortierellomycetes; Mortierellales; Mortierellaceae
Source: the annotation of a GenBank genome assembly
AUGUCUGCCCAUCUUCGUCAAGUAUUCAACGACUGCAAGGAGCAGAAGCGCGCUGCCUUUGUUGCCUUUAUCACUGCCGGUUACCCCGAGCCCAAGGAUACCGUCGAUGUCAUGCUCGCCUUGGAGAAGGGAGGCGCCGACAUUAUCGAGCUCGGAGUUCCAUUCACUGAUCCCUUGGCUGACGGCCCCACCAUUCAGGAGUCCAGCCAGGUUGCCAUCACGCACAACGUUGAUAUUCCUAUGUGCUUGGACAUGGUCAGGGAAGCCAGAGCUAAGGGUCUCAAGGCUCCCGUUAUCUUCAUGGGAUACUUCAACCCUAUUCGCUGCUACGGCGAAGAGCGCGUUGUUAAGGACUGCCAGGAGGCUGGUGUCAACGGAUUCAUUGUUGUCGAGCUCCCUCCCGAGGAGAGUGCUGAGUUCCGCGGCUACUGCACACAAUACGGAUUGUCAUACGUUCCUUUGAUUGCCCCUUCGACGUCUGAUACCCGCAUUGGCCACUUGGCCCAGGUCGCUGACAGCUUCAUCUACGUCGUUUCCAAGCUUGGAGUCACCGGUGCCUCCUCGACCGUCAACGUCGAGCUUCCCAACCUUGUCGCCCGCAUUCGCCGUCACACCAAUCUGCCCUUGGCAGUCGGAUUCGGAGUCUCUAACCGCGAACAAUUCCAGGCUGUCGGUGCUCAUGCCGACGGUGUUGUUAUCGGAAGCAAGAUCAUCACCGUUCUCCGCGAUGCUGCCCCUGGAGCUCGUGCCGAGGCCGCCUACGCCUAUGCCAAGGAUGUCAGUGACGGCACUGGUGCACCAGCCUAUAGCAUUGUCCACCCCGAGAGCCGCGUUCCCGUCACUCCUGGACACGUUCAUCUUUUGGAUCCUCGUUUCGGUGAGUUUGGUGGUCAGUACGUGCCCGAGGCUUUGGUGGACUGUCUCGCCGAGUUGGAGGCUGCCUAUGUUGAGGCCAAGAAUGACCCCGCCUUCUGGGAGGAAUACAAGUCCUUCUACACCUACAUUGGUCGCCCUUCAAGCUUGACAUUGGCCGACCGUUUGACCGAAAGAACCGGAGGCGCCAGGAUCUGGUUGAAGAGAGAGGAUUUGAACCACACUGGAUCGCACAAGAUCAACAACGCCAUUGGACAGAUCUUGCUCGCCAAGAGAUUGGGCAAGAAGAGAAUCAUUGCCGAGACUGGAGCUGGUCAGCACGGAGUCGCCACCGCCACUGUUUGCGCCAAGUUCGGCUUGGAGUGCAUUGUCUACAUGGGAGCUGAUGAUGUCCAGCGUCAGGCCUUGAACGUCUUCAGAAUGCGUAUCUUGGGUGCCAAGGUUGUCACUGUCCACUCGGGAGCAAAGACCCUCAAGGAUGCCAUUAACGAGGCAAUGAGAGACUGGGUCACCAACGUCACCACCACUCACUACUUGGUCGGAUCGGCCAUUGGACCCCAUCCCUUCCCCACCAUUGUCCGUGACUUCCAGUCUGUCAUUGGUACCGAGGCAAGAGGACAGAUGUUGGAGCAGGCUGGCCGUCUUCCCGAUGCCAUUGUUGCCUGUGUCGGAGGAGGAAGCAACGCCAUUGGUCUUUUCUACCCGUUCAUUGAGGAUAAGACCGUCCAGAUGAUUGGAGCUGAGGCUGGUGGAUCAGGAACCCACACUGAGGAGCACUCUGCCACUUUGGCUGCAGGAACUAUUGGUGUCUUCCACGGCACGAGAACCUACUUGCUGCAGGACAAUAAGACUGGUCAGAUCAAGGAGACACAUUCGAUCUCUGCUGGAUUGGACUACCCCGGUGUCGGACCUGAGCACGCCUGGUUGAAGGACUCUGGACGCGCCAAGUACGUUCCUGUGGAUGAUGCCCAGUGCUUGAUUGGUUUCCGUUCCUUGUGCGAGACUGAAGGUAUUAUCCCCGCCCUUGAGUCCUCCCACGCUUUGUAUGCUGCCAUCGAGGCCGCUAAGGAGUUGGGACCUGGCAAGGAUGUCCUUGUGACCGUGUCUGGACGCGGAGAUAAAGAUGUCGAGUCUGUCGCCAAGGCUCUCCCCAAGCUUGGACCAAUUAUUGGAUGGGAGCUUGAGUUGCCCAAGAUCUCUGACAACUUUUAA